Helicoverpa armigera (cotton bollworm) is the source of this 2325-nucleotide messenger RNA. RefSeq lists its product as uncharacterized. Gene Ontology annotation, biological process: DNA integration. Gene Ontology annotation, molecular function: nucleic acid binding. The record is from RefSeq and is a predicted model, not a curated record. NCBI's taxonomy places the organism in Eukaryota, Metazoa, Arthropoda, Insecta, Lepidoptera, Noctuidae. Bases 1 to 2325 code for a protein of 774 amino acids. The transcript has a single exon.
AUGUCGCUAUACGACCCGCUGGGCCUCGCCUCACCUAUAACAAUCAGGGCGAAACAAAUACUACAAGAAGCCUGGAGGCGGGGAGUCGACUGGGAUCAACCUCUCGAUGAAGAACUAUCAAGCCAGUGGAGGGCGUGGAUAAGUCAUCUCGAACAGCUGAAGAACGUAAACAUACCGCGCUGUUAUCCUGGGUACAGCGAGGCUACAGAAAUACAAGUACACGUGUUCACCGACGCCAGUGAGAAGGCCUACGCUACAGCGGUGUACUGGAGGUCAACGACCCGUGACAACAACGUGCACGUCAGCCUCGUCAUGGCGAAGGCGAAGGUGGCGCCGCUGAAGCUGCUGUCAAUACCGCGCCUCGAGCUGCAAGCCGCGGUGAUGGGGACGCGCGUCGCAGCCGCAAUGAUAUAUGAACACAACGUCAAGCCCGCCUCCGUGACCUACUGGAGUGACAGCAGAACCGUUCUGACAUGGAUAAGGAAAGGAGCCAGAUCGUACAAGCCAUUCGUCGCACAUCGCUUGGCCGCCAUAGAGGAAAAUAGCAGAGUCGAAGAGUGGCGCUGGGUGCCUACAAAAAGCAACAUAGCCGACGCCGCCACCCGCGACGUCCCGACGCACUUUCAUACCGACCACGAGUGGUACUGCGGCCCUAAGUUCCUCUACGACGACCCAUCGACAUGGCCGACCGAGUCACCAGCUGACAGUCAACCGACAGGCGAGGAGAAAACAGUCACGCUCAUACAAGCGGGCGCAGCAAACCUCAUAGACGUCGUUCCCGACCCCGCUCGAUUUUCAAGGUGGGAGCGAUUGCUGCGCGCCACAGCCAGAGUACUACAGUUUAUAUCGUUGUGUAAAAAACAACAUACAGAAAAAACGUUCUACAAGCGAACAAAGAAAAAUAAGGAAAACGAUCCUGAUUGGUCGAGAGCGGUGCGAGCGCCCCGCGCGCCCGCCGAAGCUGCGCGCGCCCAAAUAUACACACGCAAGUUUAUUAUAUUGGACGCGACAUACAUUCAAAGAGCAGAGAAGCUGUUAGUUCGUGUGGUGCAACAAGAAGCCUUUAAACAAGAAAUAGCCAGUCUCGAGAGCAACAAAACAGUCGCAAGUAGUAGCCGACUGUACCCGCUGCGCAUAGAACUAAACGACGGAGUUAUAGUACUGCGAAGCCGCAUAGCUGCUGUAUACAAAGUCGCUAAAAGCGUGAAGAGUCCACCUGUGUUAGACGGCGAUCACCGUAUUACACAGCUAUAUAUAGAUUGGACACACCGUAGCCUACAACACAGCGGCACCGAGCUCGUCGUGAAUGAGGUCAGACAGCACUACUGGAUUGUGCGCCUGCGCCCGACAGUCAAGCAAGUUAUCGCGCGCUGCCUGCACUGCCGCAUACGUCGCGCGCGUGCGCCGACGCCGGCAACCGGCGACCACCCGAAGACACGCCUAGCUCAUCACCGCAGGCCGUUCACAUACACCGGGCUUGAUUAUUUCGGCCCGCUGUCAGUCACCGUCGGUCGUCAGCAUCACAAGCGAUACGUGGCGCUGUUCACGUGUCUCACAACGAGGGCAGUUCACCUCGAGAUCGCGCACAGCCUCAGCGCGGACUCAGCUGUGUUGGCGCUGCGCAGGUUCGCAGCGCGACGCGGCUGUCCCACCGAAAUCUACUCCGACAACGGCACCAACAUGCACGGUGCUGACCGUGAGCUGCGUGAGGCCUGGCAGGAGAAGGCCAGCCGACGCGGCAUCGCCUGGCGCUUCAUCACGCCUUCCGCGCCUUUCAUGGGAGGCGCCUGGGAGCGCUUAGUGCGGUGCGUUAAGACCGCGCUAGGCGCCACGCUGCACGAGCGCCACCCACGCGAGGAGGUCCUCGCGACGCUGCUCUGCGAGGUCGAGUACGUCGUCAACAGCCGGCCGCUCACUCACGUAUCUGUGAGCGGCGACGACGACGAGUCCAUCACACCGAACCAUUUCCUGCUGGGCGGCUCGGCACGCCUGCCGAGCCCCGGCACGUUCGACGAGCGAGACAUCGACAGCAAGAAGCACUGGCGGCGCGCCCAGAUACUCGCCGACAUGUUCUGGCGCCGCUGGGUGCGCGAGUACCUGCCCGAGCUGCAAUACCGGCGGGAGCCGCACGCCCGCGGCCCCGCGCUGCUGCUGGGCGACCCCGUCCUCAUCGCCGACGGCAACCUGCCUCGCAACACUUGGCCGCGAGGCCGGGUUGUGGCCGUCUACCCGGGCGCUGAUGGUGAAGUUCGGACCGCUGACGUGCGCACCGCAGGUGGCAUACUAAAGCGUCCGACGAAGAAACUCGUGCCGCUGCCUAAGUAA